AUGGCGAUCCAAUUGUAGGUUAACUUCGAUGUUGUGUUAAUAUUUAGGCUGUAUUGGGUCUACCUUAAUAUUGUUUGUUUAGGAAAGAGGUUUCUCUGGAUACUGUGAUGGAAGCUGAACCGACGACUAACGGACAAGAAAAGUGAGUUUUUUUGGGUAUUUUUUCAUGAUUUUCAUUAAUUUAGGUAACAAAUUUCUAUAAUUGAACUUUUAAAGCUAUUUUUUUUGUGUAAGGGUUGCUGAACAAUAUAAAUUUUUAAAACUAUAUUACCUUUCACAAAGCUUGGAUUAAUUUUUACUUUAAAUUUUACUUUUAGUGGCUCACCGUCAGAGCCUCUACAAUCUCAACCUCAACCGCUGUCACAAGUCCCAGCGCAACAACCUCAACCUUUGUCCCAAGUCCCACAACAACCAUUCAGGCCAAGGUUUCCGAAUCACCGAUCCUUCUUCCCAGCCCCAGGUGGGCCGAGGCCGUAUGGAAAUGUUGCUCCUUAUGGCUUCAGGCCGUUAAUGAAUGCUCCACCGCCUCGGCCAAGUCCUGCUGACCAAGCUGAACGAUUAAAGAGGGUAAGGGUUUCGUUUUUAUUGUUUUUGUUUUAGGUAAAUAAGGUGUUUAAUGGAUGUUUUUGAUGUUGUUAUUAGACCUGUUGAUUCUAAAGCUUUCUUAAGAUGGGUUUUUGCUUCCUCGAUCUAAAUUAAAUCAUUUUAGUUUGCUGGAGUGCCACAGGAUAAGGAAUUAUGGGUGGAAACGAAGGCAUCUGAUGGAAGAUCUUACUUUUACCACGCUAUAACGAGGGAGACAGUAUGGGAAAAGCCAGAAGAUGCUGUAGUAAUGGAACAGGCCGAACUUCAAGCAUUGAUCGAAAAAGGUCAGAAAGAAGAGAAAGAACAACAGGCUAAGCAAGGUAAGCUCUAAUAAUGUUGUUUUAGGUCUUAAGAGCAUUUUAUUCUAUUGCGCUUGAUUAUACGUAUCUCAUGGAUGUCGGUAAAGGUUUUCUUUUGUCAGAAUUCACAGUACGUUGCACUACAAUUAAUUUUUGUUUGUAUUGUAAUUGCUUAUGUUGGGGAUAAUGUUAUUUUAAGCGUUGGAAAAUUACUUGUAAAAAUAUUUAAGUUUUAAAAAUUCUGUAUAUCUUUGGUGCAAAAUUUUGUUUUGUAAUGUCUUUUUCAGCAAAGGUAAGCAAAAAUUACUAUAAAAUAUUAAAAACAAAUAAAAAAUUAAUAGUAAGAGUUAGGAAUGUCAGUAUCUAUAACAGUAGGUAUUUUAAUGUAUUUGGGACUAAUUCUAACGUUUUCCGCGUCCUUAGGUUUAUAUUGGACACACGAUAUCAGAUGGCUCGUUAGAAGGAUCAAGAAGAUGCUCACCCACUCUUAUUACUGUAAAUGUAAAUUAGCUUGAAUAGUGCGGGAAAAGUGCGUUAUAUUAAUGUAUUUCGGGAAGGAUGUUUUGUAAAACUAAGUCAUAAACUACAAAAAUGAAUAUUGGUUUUUUUCCAGUUGAAGAUAAAUAAUAUAACUCACUUUUUCUGGUCAUUAUGUCAUAUAAAACUUGAUAUAAACUAGUUUUUAAAGAUUUUUUACAUAAUAUAUAUAUUUUUAGGAUAUCCACCAAAUUUCAAUCCCCAAUUUGGAAACGGUUUUCCUCCCGGAAAUUUCCCGCCCAGACCCGAAAAUCCUUGGCAAGAAUAUACAACGCCAGAAGGCAAAAAGUACUAUCAUAACCCGGUAACACAAGAAACAACAUGGACUAAACCAGAAGGAUUUAAAGAAAAUGAGCCUAAACGUAAGUUUUUGAUUGUUUUAAUUGACUUUUAGGUAAUAUCAUGGUUUAAAACUCUUAGUUAUAAUUUACAACGGCAUCUUUAAUAAUUUUUAAUUUUAGCCGCCGCGGCCCCACAGAAGCUUUUUCCACCCGCCGGUUCGAACGCGAAUGCCAUGCCCAUCAACGCUAAUCCAGGCAUGUUCAACCCCGGUUUCGGAGCUCCACCUCCAGGCAUGUUUGGUCCAAGACCUCCAUUUGGAGGACCAUUCGGGGCACCAUUCGGUGGUCCACCAGGAAUGCCUCGGUUACCCAUGCCCGGUAUGCCAAUACCAGGCCAAGGUAUGCCACCAGGCAUGGGCCCCAUGCCCGGUCAAGGACUAGCACCAGUAAUGGGUCAGGUAGCACCAAUGCAAGCUGCCCCAAAACAGGCUGGCGACAACGACAAAGGCCGACCAAUCUCGUCUAGUGCCGUACCCGGAACUCCAUGGUGCGUUGUUUGGACUAGCGAUAAACGCGUUUUCUUCUUUAAUCCAUCAACCAGAGUCUCAGUGUGGGAAAGGCCACCUGAACUCUACAACCGGUCGGAUGUGGAUGCGUUAGUGGCCAAAUGUCCAGAUCAAAAACGAAAACAGGAGUCAGAUGAGGAUUCGGAUACCGAAAAUAACAUACAAAUGCACGAAGAUGAUGAUGACAACGAUAGUGAUAACUCGGAUGGUUCAGAACCGGUCAAGAAGAAGAGUCGAAAGGAGAAAAAGUGAGUUUUUAAAAAUUUAGUGAUUUUUGAGAUUUAACAGCUAAAAUGGGCUUUUUAAAAUAAAAAUGAAUGUUGAGAAUUCAAGCUAACAUAUAGAAAGUAUAUUUCCAGAGCCCAAAAGAUUGCCGAAGAAAAACGUCGUCUAGAAGAGCAAAAGAAACAAGAACAACAAAAGCGAAAGCCGGUGGAAAAGGAAGAAGAUCCAGCAAUAAAGGCAGAAAUUGAAGCCAGAGAAAAAAGAGCUGCAAUCCCAUUGGAAGAGCGGAUACAAAUGUUUAGAAAGCUACUGGAAGAAAAAGAAGUCAGUGCAUCAUCAACGUAUCAAAGAGAGUUGUCUAAAAUCAUCUACGACCCAAGAUACUUGUUAUUGGCUGUAGAUGAACGUAAAGCCGCAUUUGAAGCGUAUACAAAAGAAAAGGUUGAAAUCGAGAGAGCGGAAAAGAAAAAGAAGGCAAAAGAAGCAAAGGAACAGUUUAAGUUGUUGUUGGACGAAUCAGAAUUGCAUGGAAAGUAAGUUUUUUCAAUUUUUUUACAUUUCUUGAGGUUUUAGGUAACACAUGAGGAUAUUUUUUUGAAUUUCAUGUUAGCAAUUCAGCUUUCAGUUUUUUGAACAAAUUAUUUUAUAUUUUGUUUUUUAAGAUCAACAUUCACAUCGUUCUCAUCGAAGCACGGCAAGGACGACCGUUUCAAAGCGGUCGAAAAAAUGCGCGACCGCGAGGAAAUGUUCAAAGACUUUGUAGCAGAAAUUUAUAAAAAAGAAAAGGAGGAAAAGCGAAAGGAACGAGAUAUAGCCAAAGAAAAGUUCAAGGAACUUCUGAAGGAACAAACCGAUCUACACAGAAAGUCACGAUGGUCUCACGUAAAAAGGAAGAUCGAUUCAGAUGAAAGAUAUAAGCAUAAAUAUCUGGAUAGUGCGUUAAGAGAAGACUUGUUCAGAGAUUACGUUGCUACGUUAGGUGAUAAUGAGGUUGAGGUAGGUGUUUGGAGAUUUGAAUUAAAUCGGCAUUGAAGAUUCUUCUUUAAACGUCAGGAUUUUUUGUUUUUAAAAUAAGGUUUUAAAACUAAAGUUUUAAUUUUCAGCUGGAAGAAGGCGAAACACCAGAUGACGGUGACAACAACGAACUGUCGGCUACAGAAAAAGCCCUAGAAGAACGAAAGAAGGCCGUAGCCGAAGAAAUGGGAGAACACAUGAAGGAACGAACGAAAGAAAGCGAACGUCACAAACACAACGAACAAGAACAACUAUUCCAAAACAUGCUUAUUGAUAUCAUCAAGAACCCUGAUCUCUCAUACCACGAUGGUCGCAAACUCCUAAAGAAGGACUCACGGUACGAAGAGCUGGAUCUACUAGAGAAAUCGACCAAAGAACGCUUGUUUGCCGACCAUACUCACAACUUGGAGCGAAAACGAAGAGAACAAUUCUUCCAAUUGCUAGCUGAAAAGGAAGAUAUUACAUAUAGGACGAAGUGGAGAGACGCCAGAAAGAUUCUGGAGACGGAUGAAAGGUACGAAAAGGUGAUAUCAAGUGAGAGACGAGCUGAAAGAGAGUUUAACGAUUGGGCACUACGACAGAAGGACAAGAUAUACGAAGAGUUUGAUGCGCUGUUAAGGGAAACUAAAAUCAUCACUUAUCAGUCACAGAAAAUGAUACAGGAAAAUGAGCAGCAUCUCAAAGAUAUACUGGCUGUUUUGGAGGUAAGGAUUUGGAUUUUGCUUAGGAUUUGGACAGUUUUGUAUUUUUAGUAUAAAAUCAUUUUGACGAAACAAAAAAUAAAAUUUUUUGGAUAUUAUGACAUUAUAACGACCUUUUUUAGAACGACAAACGAUACUUAAUCCUGAAUGAGGAGCCGGACAAACGAGAACGAUUGCUCGAAAAGUAUUUGACAGAGCUAGACCGAAAAGGCCCUCCACCCCCACCGACGGCUACUGACGGUGAUCGCCGAAACCGCAAAUGA
Molecule: messenger RNA, 4471 nt
Organism: Bursaphelenchus okinawaensis
Lineage: Eukaryota; Metazoa; Nematoda; Chromadorea; Rhabditida; Aphelenchoididae
Source: the annotation of a GenBank genome assembly